AGAUGUUUUAAAUGAAAAGCUGAAUUAUUUCACAAUGAGCACCGCUGUUGAAAAAGAAAAAAGACUCAUGUCUUCAAAAAGGAUUUCAACAAUUGAAGAUGAGGCAGAUGUAUUUGAAAUUACUGAUUUCACAACAGCCUCCGACUGGGAGAGGUUUAUAGCCCGUUUAGAAGAAAUUCUCCAUGAGUGGAAACUUGUGAAUCAUGAACCUCGAGCCCCGGCUAUGAAAGAUUUGUAUGCAACAGGUACAUGGGCGGAGAGAACAGAGGAAGUCGUCUUUGCUGAUUUCCGGUUUACAUUCACAUACUAUUUUCUGAAGAUUAAUGAAGUAACUGCAUCAAAUGUCAACUCUAAGAAAGAAGAAGUUGAGGAAUUGGAUGAGGAUCAUAAAACACCCACUGUAUUUUUUGAUCUUAUGAACUUUGAAAAUGAUUUCCCAUCUCGUUCUCAUUUUUUGUGCCGUUGGUAUGGACUGCAAGAAUUUUUUACCCUGACACCAGUCAGUGAAAAGCAAUUGAUUGAAGGUGAGAGCAAGACCAAGUUGCUGCUGAGUUCUGCCUCUAUAGCGUUUGGGAACUCGAACUGCAGCAUUCCUGUUUUCAUACAACUUCAGCAGAAAUGGAGGAAACUGUUUACGGGCACAUCCUUAGUGCGUGGGGCAAGUAUAGAAUUUGAAAUGUCUCACCUGCGCCGAUUGCCCUCCCAGUUCUGCCAUCUAGCGGGACUCCUGGACGUGUUCAAAUCCAAACUGGGCUGCGUCUACAUCUCCAUGCCCCCAGUGUCUGUGUCUGUCAGGUUCACUUACAUCCUUAAAGACUGGUUUCACUCUGCAUGGCCUCAGAUGCCCCCUGACUUCACUUCCAUCUGUGAUGGUGAAGUGGGUUAUGGUGAUAUAAACAUUCUCCCCUUUGGUGCGUGCUCCGAUCCGAUCAGCGAGCUCCACCUCUCGUGCACUUGGCCCUGCCUUUCAGAAGACAUGAUUGUAGAAAACAGCCUGUACUCUGAUUUGGACCCACUUCAGGCUCCACAGUGGACUGUGAGCUUGCAAAUGGCGGAUGACCUGAGCUGCCUUCUUGGCGAGUUCCUUAGGGAUUUCCUCAAACUGUGUGACCGCUUGGAAAGCACAGAUGAAGUUUUAAAGAAGGUCAGCGCAGAAAACGAUGGUGACAAGAACGCAGAAAUCUCACAUGCCUUGCAGAGACUCACAGAGCCGGUGCCGGCCCUAUCGUCGAUACCAUCCCUGGGCAACGUGAUGUCAUCAGCCUCAUCAAGAAUCAAGUUAAAGCCUGAGGAAGCACCAAUUCCUGAAGCAAUAUUGGAUAAAAUUUUGUACUUCCUUUUCCCAGAUGCAAGAGUUCCCAGGAGCCACAGCGGAGGGAGAUUGCCCACCAAGAACAAACGUAAAGAGUCUAUUGUGUCAACUGCCUCAGAGUCUCUCACAUCCUCUGCCUCUGAACAUGCCACAGAUGAAGAGAGAAAGCCUGAUGAAGAGAAAAUAGCCGAUGCUCUAGCUGAACUCAACAAGCAAUUAAAGUCUGCGCCCAUAGAAAGUCUGACCCAUAAACUGAGCCUGGCACUGUGCAAUGUCAAUAAAAACUUUGGGGGACUCUUGGGUGUGGCCCACCUAUGGCAAGAGUUUAUCCUGGAAAUGAGAUUUCGCUGGGAAAAUAAGCACCUUAUAAGUGGGAUAGAGAAAGGAACCCCAAAUAUGGGCUCAUGCCUUUUGCAUCAAAAACUUCAAAUGCUGAAUUGUUGCAUCGAGUGCAAGAUAAAACGCGAGUCUGUUGGUUACGGAUAUGGUCCAGACUCUCAGAACAUUUAUGAUCAGUCUUUGGAAGAUAUGAAAGACCUACCAGAUGGUUUAAGUGCUAAAGAAAUGAAAAGGCUGAGCAAGACUGCCUCCCUCCUUAACUCUAGUGAUGAUGACGAGGAGUUUUUCGAAUGCCAUGAAAAUGAUGAGGGGGAGGGGGCUGGUGGUGGGGAAGAUGAUGUUGAUGCAGGGGAAAAGAGAAAUGGAGAUGAGUUUGUAACAUCUAACAGCCUUGAGGUCACUGGGGUUAAACCGGAAGGUCAAGAUAAUGACAAGCAUACAAGAGGUGCAAAGAAAUCCGCCAGCGAAAACUCAAGUGAGAAAAGUGUGUUUUUAGAUUCUUUCACCCACCGGCCUGAAGGCAGACUUGUGGCAAUGAAAAAUGUUUUCCUACUGUCUACUGGGGAGCAACUUUUUAUUCCUGUCACUCAAGAGCCAUCCCCUAUGACGGAGGACAUGUUGGAGGAGCAUGCCGAAGUUUUGGCCAAACUUGGCUCCUCCGCUGAGGGUUCUCAGAUCCGAGCUCGGAUGCAGAGUGCCUGUCUUGUUUCGGAUAUGGAGUCUUUCAAAGCCGCCAACCCGGGCUGCUUCCUGGAGGAUUUUGUGAGGUGGUACUCUCCUAGAGAUUAUGUCAUUGACAGUGAGGACGGACAGACCAAUGAUGAAAUGGUGGGUGACAGUAGUGAUGUGGAGCAAAAUGCUGGGUCUUGUGUUGCCAGACGAGGUCACUUAAGCCAGAGGAUGCAGAUUCCAGGCAACAUGUGGGUUGAGGCGUGGCAGAGUGCAAAACCUGUGCCGGCCAGACGGCAGAAGAGGUUGUUUGAUGACACCAAAGAAGCAGAGAAAGUCUUGCAUUACUUGGCCUCCAUGAAGCCAGCCGAAGUCGUUCUCCACCUGAUGCCUUGCGUCGUCCACGCGGCCAUUGCCAAACUCAUCAAUGAGGCCGUUGAGGCUCGUGUGCCCAAUGUUAAAAAUAUAAUUGACAAGGUCAUAGCCAAUGCUGCAAAAGUGACCAGAAAUUUCCCCCUGGAUAAAAAAAAAUAUUUUGAUCUCCUGCGUCAGCUUGAAAUUGCUGAAAGUGUUACGGCUAGAACAACUUCAUUGAGAUCAAAGUUCACCAACGAUCCCUUAUCAACCCCAGAGCAGGAAGGAAAAGAGGAAGAGAUUGAAAGUUUUGUUACAGCUCUGCUUAGUCAGGGAGAAGUUCUGGUAAAAGGGGGUGCCUGUGGUCCGGCGGGCGCCAACAUACAUAAGAUGUUCAUUGCUGCGCAGAGAGCCAGUAACAUGAUACUGGAUGAUGAAGAGACAGUUGACGAGCUGGCAGACAAGACAAACCCCAUCUCACACCAAGACAGGAUAAACCACUUGAAAAGAACCAUUCAAAACCUUCCUUCCCCUUCUUCUGAUGUUCGUUCGUCCUCCUCAUGUUCAGACUUUCCAGCUCCCAGCAGCAGGGAGUACAUUCUUAGAGCCAUGGUCCCCCGCCCUGCACCUUAUUCCAAAGUGUUGCCUCAAAGAAUGUACUGUAUACUGGGGGAAGGGGAAAACAGACUGGCAGGAGCAUUUACUUCAGACUCAACAUUUCAGUAAGGUUCAGUCUGUUUUUAUUUGCUGUAACUUUGUUUGUUUCACUUUGCUUGGGUCCAAGUGGAGAAAUAUAUUUUACAGAGAAGAAUUAAAGCUCUUAUUCUUAUUUUUUGUUUAGGUUUAUGUUGUCUGACACUAAAUUGUUUGAAAAUAGGCUCUCCCUUUUUGUCCCUUGUUUAUAAUAAGUAGACUUUGAUUACAAAUUGAGGAUAGACUCUCCCUUUUUGUCCCUUGUUGAUAAUGAGUAGACUUCGCUUACCUGUCCCAAACUAAAAUUAUAAAGUUAUCUAACCAGUUCAAACAUGAUGGUGAAAAAGUUAAACAUUUAUUUAUGCCUGAAUAAUUUUAUCUGUAAGAGAUUGCUAAGAAUUCUUUUAAAACUAUGCAGCAUACUUGUAAAAAGAUUUGAAAUUAUUUGUGUAUCAUAGUAUAUAUCAGUGUGUCUCAGCAUAUUUCGUGGGGGUCACGAAAAUUUUGAAAAAGGAUUUUUUUAAUUCAUAAAAGGGCAGUUAAAUGUUAAUAUCAGGCAAAGUUGCCACCAAGGUGGUCAAAUAAUGAACAUUCAAGUAAACCACAACAAAAAAUGUUUAGAAACGCUAGAAAUUUAAGAAUAAUUAAUUUUGACUGGAAAAACUCCAUUUCUUUCUUCAACUAGGUGGCAGUUUGUAAGAUUUAUACCUGUGACAGUUUCAGUGUGGAAAAGGACAAGGGAAACAAUUCACUGUUUUUUAUCAGAAUACCUUCUUAGAUUAAAUCUCAUUGGACUAGAAAAUCAUUUUUAGUCUGGUCGUUAAUCUACUUGAGCUAGAGAAUCAUUUCUAGUCUGGUCCUUAAUCUCUCUAGUCUGGUCUUUAAUCUCCUCAGGCUAGAGAAUAAUUUCUAGUCUGCUUCAUUGUCAUUGGGUGAUAUUACAAGUCUUCAUAGUUGCGGACACUCAAACGUUAUUUAGAGAUUGAUGCUAUUAGUAUUAGUUUCAUUUUUUUCUUUUAAUUUAAAUAAUAGUUCCAUGUAAAAAUAUUGAGUAGAUGUAGAACAAUAGAAGUACUCACACCUAGUUUCUCCACAUGCUACUCAAAAAUAGAUUCUAAUAAGUUUUAGCUACACAGUUUGCUGUUGUUGAGGUUUACUGUGAUCAGAAAAGCACACAUUAGAAACUAUUUCUUUCACGUUUGAAUUACAUUGUUACUGUGUGUUUUCAAAUACAUUUACAAGAUACAUAUAAUCGAAACUGUUUUCAACUUUUAGUUGUGCAUAUUUUCAACAUAUUUUGGUUAGUCUAAAUAUACCACAAUGUAUAUUUUGGAUACAAAUUUAAAAGUUUAUGAGAAAUUUAAAAAAUAAUACCAGUAUGCAUAAAAUUACUAAUGCAAAAGUAUAUUUCUUACCC
Lymnaea stagnalis (great pond snail) is the source of this 4784-nucleotide messenger RNA. The record is from the annotation of a GenBank genome assembly. NCBI's taxonomy places the organism in Eukaryota, Metazoa, Mollusca, Gastropoda, Lymnaeidae.